Messenger RNA from Poeciliopsis prolifica (blackstripe livebearer), 3959 nucleotides. Its product is annotated as NGFI-A-binding protein 1-like. NCBI's taxonomy places the organism in Eukaryota, Metazoa, Chordata, Actinopteri, Cyprinodontiformes, Poeciliidae. The record is from RefSeq and is a predicted model, not a curated record. Gene Ontology annotation, biological process: negative regulation of DNA-templated transcription. Gene Ontology annotation, molecular function: transcription factor binding; transcription coregulator activity. Gene Ontology annotation, cellular component: nucleus.
UGUUGAGACGCUGGGAGAGGACUCUCACACACUCACACACUCAUCACACACUCCCCACGCACACACGCAACACACACUCUGAGGGAAGAGACGCACAAAGCUCCGCUGACAUUCUGCGCUCUUUUCUCUUCUCUCUCUGCUCCAGAGGAAGGAAAAAGUUUUCACGCAGAGAGGAGAGGACACGCAGAAUCACGCACAGCCUCUGCCUCGGUGCUGGUUCCGCUGCGUCCUGGAAGUUGAAGGUUCCGCCGGUCUGCGCGCUGCGCUCCUGCGGGAUUCAUUCUGUGGGAUUCCUAGUUUCUUUCUGCUGUGCGCGAAGCGACGGGCUGUUGUUGUGUUUGGUGAAAACUGAAGAGGAGGAAGAAGAGGAACUCAGGAAAGGAAGAGGACCCGGACCAGGGCGCGCCAAACACUCACCAGGCAUGGCGGCGGUGUUGCCGAGGACCCUGGGUGAGCUGCAGCUCUACAGGAUCCUGCAGCGCGCUAACCUCCUCUACUACUACGAGGCUUUCAUCCAGCAGGGCGGCGACGACGUGCAGCAGCUGUGCGAGGCCGGAGAGGAGGAGUUCCUAGAGAUUAUGGCUCUGGUAGGGAUGGCCAGCAAGCCGCUGCAUGUGCGGCGCCUGCAGAAGGCGCUGCGGGACUGGGUCACCAACCCGGCCAUCUUCAACCAGCCGCUCACCUCGCUGCCCGUCUGCAGCAUCCCCGUCUACAAGCUGCCCGAGGGUUCCCCCACACUGCUCAGCGCCCAGGACCGCUCCAACACCGCCAGCGUGAAGAUUCCCAAAGCCAUCGCCGCCGCCUCCGACCCGGGGAAGCUGGACGUGGCGAGAGAGAAGGUCUCCACCGGGUCGCCCCUGCAGGGGAGCAGCGAGGCGCGGUUCUGGUCGGGCCACAGCAAUGACAGCGAGCACAGCCUGUCUCCGUCGGAUCUGGGCUCGCCGUCGUCCCCCAGAGACGCCAUGGAGGCCCUGGGCGGCGGCGGCGUGCAGUCGGUCCUGGAGUGCGUGGACAGGAUGGCGCCUGGACUUCCUAAGACGGACCCGGCGGACGUCAAAGAGCAGCUGAAGAACAACAAGAAGCUGGCCAAGAUGAUCGGACACAUCUUUGAGAUGAGCGACGAAGACCCGCGGAGGGAGGAGGAAAUCCGGAAGUACAGCGCCAUCUACGGGCGCUUCGACUCCAAGCGGAGGGACGGAAAACACCUGACGCUGCACGAGCUGACGGUGAACGAGGCGGCGGCUCAGCUCUGCAUGAGGGACACGGCUCUGCUGACGCGCCGCGACGAGCUGUUCGGACUCGCCAGGCAGAUCUCCAGAGAGGUCACCUACAAAUACACCUACCGCCAAUCUCGGUGUGGAGACAGAGACGAACCGUCGCCUAAAAGGAUCAAAACCGAGGAGAACUUCUUUGACAUCCAGGAGGCGCUGCAGGCCAUCCACAUGAGGCAGGAGAUGCUGAGGGAGCAGCUGGCCUGCGCCAAGUCCAAAGGAGAGGAGACGGUCGGACGCAACCUGCAGAUGCAGCUGGAGCGCCUGCUGGCGAGGCAGAUGGAGAUCCUGCAGGACGCCGCCGUCCAGGAGCGGCUGCAGGCUCUGGACUGGAGGAUCCCGCCCGCUGCGCUCAAGUACCUCAACGACGCCCAGAACACCAACGGAGCCGCCGGUGCCGCCGACCUCAGCAGGGACAGCCAGGAUGAUCGACCAAUCAACCUGCGGGUGGUCAGUCAGAGCAUGCAGGAAGGAGACCUCCCAUUGGGCAAGCAGCUAGCCAAUGAGCUGAAGCGCCAUCACAACCACAACCACAACAACAACAACAACCACAACAGCAGCAGCACAGAUGAGGCUAAAACACCAGCAACAGAAAACGGGACGUCACAGCGAGCGCCCGGCAACGCCGAGAAGAAAAUCAUCAAAUCAGAGCCAGAAGACUCCACAUAGUGCCUCCCGCCUCUCCAUCAUCCCACCCUCUUCAUUCUACUCACUUGACAGUAUGCAGUUAUCACCCAUCUAUAGAUACUAAGCAAGCACAGCCACAGUAGAGCCUUAACAACCAACGUUGCCUCAUGAAUAGCAUUUAUUUUAAUUUGUCUUUGUUUUUAAAAGUAUUUGCCAAAGCACCUGAGAGCACAUCAGGAAGCCCCUCGGUGCUCUUUGUGUUUCCUUUGGAUGUUGAUGUGAGUUAAACUUGGUACCUCUGCUUUCUGUGGCAGGGCCUGAAUCUUAACUCCACUACUGCUGUGGAGGCUCAAGCAUUGGAUGGUGUUGAUGCAGUUAGAAAUUUCUGUUUUUAAACAAUCUUGUCGCAAACAUGAUCUGCUUGCUAAAUCCACACUGUUAUCGUGCUCGUUCAGGGCAAAGGUCACUGUCAAGAAUCAGUCUUGGGAGUGAACUGCAAACAUUUCACCAGGCAGUUACGAUUUAGUUUCUAGUGCAAAUGUCUUAGUGCAUGUGAAAUAAGACAAACUUAACUUGUUUUAAGUGAAUAACUCCUUAAUGUUGAUUUAAACAAAUACUGGAUCCACUGGCAAAAAUGUUUUGCUUUAAAUGAUAUAAUCUGCAACAGGAACUCGUAUGUUUUUAUUCAUAUUAAGGAAUUAUUCAUGUCAAUCAAUCUGAUUAACUAAAUGAAAUUGAACUAUUUAUUUUUUCUGUAACUUUAUAGCUGUGAAUAUUCUUGGUAAACUCACAAUAGUCACAUAAAGUAGUUAUACUUUUACUACUAAACUGCACACAGUAACUAUUUAUUCAUAUUUUCAAAUGUACUUUUAUUUAUUGAUGCUCUCAUUGAAUAAAGUGGAGAAAAUAAUUAACUUGGGAGAUUUUAAACCUCAUUCAUUUGAUUUUAUUGUGACAAAUGAUGCCUGGAACUAAGAUAUUUGCACUGGAAACUAGAACAAUAGUAAGUGAUAUUUAUUUUUUGUUUUUACGGUUUGAAUCAUGAACACAUCUGUAAUGGAUUUAUACCUUUAGUUUCCAUCCAGGUGUUUGCUGUAGAGGGUGGCGGGACAGAGGGUGAAGUAAGGAGGCCGAGUUAAGGUGCAGCCCUGCAGCAGGUUGUCAUUUUUUAACGUUUCCUUCGAACGAGGCGGGACCGACCGCUGCUGCCUUGUGUGUAUUAUGGCAGGUAAUUUAUGAAGAGGAUGUACAGGAGCUGUUGUGGAUCAGCAGCAGCAAACGUUUCACGUUGUAAUUUAGCAAAUUGCUGCUGUCAGAGGAGAAACUUUCAGGAAUAAACUCCUGCGUGUUUCUGAGGACACAGGAAAAGAAGCGAAGCUCGCAGGUUUGGGGGGUUUUGUUGCAGCGGCUGCAAGAUUUAAAAAUGACAAAAAAAAAAAAAAAAAGUUUAUUGCUGUUGAAGCAGCAGCUUGUAAAUAUAACAAAUAGCCUAAUCUGUCAGUUUUCUGUGUCCAGUGUAACUUUGCUGUAGAUUUUUGGUGUCGAUACAGUGUUCAUGUAUGUAGAGCUACAACAGAAAAAAAGAAAUCUUAAUUGUCACUAAGGAAAAAACGGUGUCUGGUAUAUAAGAACUGCUUUUAGCCUUAGCUCUAACAGUGUUUUCUGGCCAUGUGUGCAGAUUUCCGACGUGUUGUUGAUGUUUAGACGUAGAAACAUGACGGCUCAGUGUUCUCUGACCCCCUGCACAUAGUUUAGUCUUGUUCAGAGAUCAAUGCAAUAUUUAUGUAAGUAAUAAGUCUAUUUGCAUCCUAACGCGUUUUCGUCAUGUGCUCAGUAACUGUGUGUCUGUCACCAGGGUGGGACCUUCUGGGAAACGUUUUCGUCUGUCUGAUUUUCUGCAGGUUAGCGAUGGCAGAACGCUCGCAUGUCGUCUCUCUGAUCACUGUUUCCUUUAAAGCGAUAGAUUAGGCUUUCACCCAGUUAUGCACCUGUUUUUUAAACACUAAUAUAUUUUAUUUGUUAUACAGCACAUAAACAUUAAACUUUAUUUUUUGAACUCUA